CACAUGUCACGAUUUAAUUGGGUUGAACUCGUCACAUUUGAAUCCUAAAUAUAGAACGCAUCGCACUUUCGUAUAAACAACCCUAGGGCUCUUCCUACCAAUUUCAACCACUUUCUCACCAAUUCAACUUUGUGGUUUGCAGUUCUGAUUCGCUAAAAUGGGAGGUGGUUUUAGAGUCCUACAUCUGGUGAGACCGUUUCUCUCGUUUCUACCAGAAGUCCAAAGUGCCGACAGAAAGGUUCCCUUCAGAGAAAAGGUCAUAUACACUGUGAUCUCUCUUUUCAUCUUUCUGGUUUGCAGUCAGCUUCCCCUGUAUGGCAUUCAUUCGACAACCGGUGCAGACCCUUUUUACUGGAUGCGUGUGAUCCUAGCUUCAAACCGUGGAACCGUCAUGGAACUUGGUAUCACCCCCAUUGUGACGUCCGGACUGGUCAUGCAGCUGUUAGCUGGGUCGAAAAUCAUUGAAGUUGACAACAAUGUUCGUGAGGAUCGCGCACUCUUGAAUGGUGCUCAGAAGUUGCUGGGUAUCUUGAUCGCUGUUGGUGAGGCUGUUGCUUAUGUUCUAUCGGGAAUGUACGGUAGUGUCGGUCAACUUGGUGUUGGAAAUGCGAUUCUCAUAAUCGUGCAACUAUGUUUCGCUGGCAUUAUCGUCAUAUGUCUGGACGAACUUCUUCAAAAGGGAUACGGUUUAGGCUCCGGAAUCUCAUUGUUCAUAGCUACCAAUAUCUGUGAAAGCAUUAUCUGGAAAGCAUUCAGCCCUACAACAAUCAACAGUGGGCGUGGCGCGGAGUUUGAGGGUGCAGUUAUUGCGUUAUUCCAUCUUUUAAUCACUAGGUCCGAUAAAGUUAGAGCUUUACGGGAAGCCUUUUACCGACAGAACUUGCCGAAUGUUACCAAUUUGCUUGCUACCGUUUUGAUCUUUCUCAUCGUUAUCUACUUCCAAGGCUUCCGUGUUGUUUUGCCUGUGAGAUCUAAGAAUGCUCGUGGGCAACAAGGAUCGUACCCUAUUAAGUUGUUUUAUACUUCCAACAUGCCUAUUAUUCUUCAGUCUGCACUUGUAUCCAACCUUUAUUUCAUCUCUCAGUUGCUUCACAGAAAGUACAGUGGGAAUUUCUUGGUUAACUUGUUGGGAAAGUGGAAGGAGUCUGAAUACUCGGGCCAAUCGGUUCCAGUUGGUGGGCUUGCUUACUAUGUUACUGCACCUUCUAGCUUGGCAGACAUGGCAGCCAAUCCCUUCCACGCUCUUUUCUAUCUCGUGUUCAUGCUCACCGCAUGUGCGCUCUUUUCCAAAACUUGGAUUGAAGUUUCUGGAUCAUCUGCAAGAGAUGUAGCCAAGCAGCUAAAGGAGCAACAAAUGGUGAUGCCAGGUCACCGGGACUCAAACCUUCAGAAGGAACUGAACCGGUACAUCCCAACUGCAGCUGCGUUUGGAGGAAUGUGCAUUGGUGCAUUGACGGUUUUGGCAGAUUUCAUGGGAGCUAUUGGAUCGGGUACUGGUAUAUUGUUAGCGGUAACAAUCAUAUAUCAGUACUUUGAGACAUUUGAGAAAGAGAAAGCCAGUGAACUUGGUUUAUUCGGGUUUUAAUUUCACGAUGCUUUAUGUUUAGAGGAUGGGUUUAGCGUCUACUUUUCGUUCGUUUUAGGGAGAAUACUUGUUUAAAGUAGUGGCAGUUUGAACCCGGAUAUUUCUGUUUUCGGAUGUUGCAUCCUGUUUUUUUUCUUUUCUUUUUAUACUUGCAAAAGGUUUGCGUUUCUUUA
Helianthus annuus (common sunflower) is the source of this 1758-nucleotide messenger RNA. Its product is annotated as protein transport protein Sec61 subunit alpha. Gene Ontology annotation, molecular function: transmembrane protein transporter activity; ribosome binding; signal sequence receptor activity. Gene Ontology annotation, biological process: SRP-dependent cotranslational protein targeting to membrane, translocation; post-translational protein targeting to membrane, translocation. NCBI's taxonomy places the organism in Eukaryota, Viridiplantae, Streptophyta, Magnoliopsida, Asterales, Asteraceae. The record is from RefSeq and is a predicted model, not a curated record. The transcript is spliced from 7 exons. Gene Ontology annotation, cellular component: membrane; Sec61 translocon complex. Bases 158 to 1585 code for a protein of 475 amino acids.